Messenger RNA from Caenorhabditis remanei, 780 nucleotides. RefSeq lists its product as uncharacterized. Gene Ontology annotation, molecular function: heme binding; oxygen binding. The transcript is spliced from 5 exons. Bases 1 to 780 code for a protein of 259 amino acids. NCBI's taxonomy places the organism in Eukaryota, Metazoa, Nematoda, Chromadorea, Rhabditida, Rhabditidae. The record is from RefSeq and is a predicted model, not a curated record.
AUGGGAAACACAAAAUCCACUGAGUCGAUUCCGAAGAAAUCGACGCGCAGAAAGUCGGCCACCACACCGAGUACCAGAUCUUCCAGCAGCAGCAGCCGUCCGUCCGUGUCAUCCCAAGGAAAUCGUAAACCACUACUCUCAAUCAGUCAGCGACAGAUUAUCAAAGGAUGUGUGGAUAAUUCGAAAGAUGAUCUUGGAGAGAGAAUCUUCCGAAGAGUUCUCGAGAAACGAGACGACUUCAAGCAGUUUAUUGAUAAUUUGAGCAAGGCGCAGAGAUAUGAAAACUCGAAUUAUUUGAAGCAAUUCUUGUUGGGAAUCGUUGAAAGUUUGACAGAUAUUGAUGAGAUCAACAGAAUCUCCGAGGAGUACGGUUGCAAUCACGUCCAAUUCCGUUUGUACGGUUUCAAGCCAGACUUCUUCGCUGCCACAGCCGACGCCGUCGCCACAGAAUGCACAUUCUUGGAUCAGGCCGCCCAUUUGACAAGUGAAACUGCGACGGCAUGGUAUCUGCUGACAACUCAUGUAUUCUCGGCGGUCAGAGAUGGCUACUACGCCGAACUCCGUCGUCAACGAAAGUGCAGCAACGCGUUCCGCGCGCGCGUCUCCGUCGACGUCGUCUCCACCGGCACCGACGACGGAACCAGUCUUUCCAGCGCCACCAGAAGAUCUAACUCGCCACAAGAGGAAAUUGCCGAAAAGUUCGAACAGAAGUCGAACCAGACGGAUGAUAAUGAUAACGAGCCAUCCGGCAAUUUUCUUUCGCCGCCGCAGAUUUAUUAA